This is a messenger RNA of Cheilinus undulatus (humphead wrasse), 9269 nucleotides long. RefSeq names its product neurogenic locus notch homolog protein 1-like. The transcript is spliced from 34 exons. Gene Ontology annotation, molecular function: calcium ion binding; protein binding; signaling receptor activity. Lineage: Eukaryota; Metazoa; Chordata; Actinopteri; Labriformes; Labridae. Bases 171 to 7733 code for a protein of 2520 amino acids. The record is from RefSeq and is a predicted model, not a curated record. Gene Ontology annotation, biological process: cell differentiation; regulation of developmental process; regulation of DNA-templated transcription. Gene Ontology annotation, cellular component: plasma membrane; protein-containing complex.
UGAAGUGACAACAUCACAUACACGGAGUUCACAGAUGCGCUUUACUUUCCCCGUUGUGGAUGUACUCGUGGAUAAACUGAAAGAGUUUUUAACUGAAGAAGAGGAAGACAUCAUAUCGGAUCUAUGAAAAAACCCACGUGGAUUUGUACAAUCAUUUUAAACCAGAAGGAAUGCAUAGUUUGUUUGUGAAACUAACUUUCUUGUUGUCGCUGAUAGCCCUAACACGAGGUCUAAGAUGCUCCAUGUCCACGGAGUCGUGUUUGAACCAGGGGAAGUGUGAAACUACUCCAGAAGGCACUGGAGAGUGCAAGUGCCGUGAAGGAUAUGUAGGAAGCAGGUGCCAGUUUCCCGACCCAUGUACCUCUUCACCAUGCAUGAACGGUGGCGCGUGUCGAGCUGUGACAAGAGGGAGCACAGUGGAUUUUAACUGCACCUGCAAACUGGGCUUCACUGACCGCCGCUGUGUUACACCCAUCAACAACAUCUGUAUCAGCUCGCCAUGCCGCAAUGGAGGCACCUGUGAGCUUGAGAGUCUCACAACGUUCAAGUGCCGCUGCCCACCUGGAUGGUCAGGUAAACUGUGCCAACAAGCCGACCCCUGUGCCUCAAACCCGUGUGCCAACGGCGGCCAGUGCUCUGCCAUUGAGUCCCACUACAUCUGUACUUGCUCACCUUUCUUUACUGGAAAGACCUGCAAGCAGGACAUCAACGAGUGUGAUGUAAACCCUUCCCCCUGUAAGAAUGGUGGGGUGUGCAUCAAUGAAGUCGGUGGCUAUCGAUGCCACUGCCCACAGGAGUAUACAGGGAAGCACUGCGAGAGCCGCUACUUUCCCUGCAACCCAUCUCCUUGUCAUAAUGGCGGCACCUGCAUUCAGAAGGGAGAGACCAGCUAUGAAUGUUCCUGUGUACCAGGUUUUACAGGCAAAAACUGCAACCACAACAUUGAUGACUGUCCAGGUCAUGAGUGCCAAAACGGAGGGACAUGUGUGGAUGGCGUCAACACAUACAACUGCCAGUGUAAACCAGAAUUUACAGGUCAGCUCUGCACAGAGGAUGUAGAUGAAUGCCAGCUGAUGCCCAACGCCUGCCAAAACGGUGGAACCUGCCACAAUACUUAUGGCAGCUACCAGUGCGUGUGUGUGAACGGCUGGACAGGAGACGACUGCAGCGAGAACAUCGAUGACUGUGCCAGUGCUGCGUGCCACCAUGGAUCCACCUGUCAUGACCGUGUUGCUUCCUUUUACUGCGAAUGCCCCAAAGGACGUACAGGACUGCUAUGCCAGCUGGAUGAUGCCUGCAUCAGCAACCCUUGUCAGAAAGGCUCCAACUGUGACACCAACCCAGUCACAGGAAAUCACUUCUGUACCUGCCCAUCAGGAUACUUUGGAGCUUCCUGUGACCAGGAUAUGGACGAGUGCUCACUUGGUUCCAACCCCUGUGAGCAUGGAGGCAAAUGUAUCAACACCAAAGGUUCAUUCCAGUGUAAGUGCCAGCAGGGUUAUGUGGGGCCACGCUGUGAGCUGGACAUCAAUGAGUGCAUGUCCAACCCUUGUCUGAAUGAAGCCACCUGUUUGGAUCGAAUCGGAGCCUUUCACUGCAUCUGCAUGCCAGGUUACGAGGGGGAGUUCUGUGAGAUCGAUACAGACGAGUGCGCCAUCAGCCCCUGCCUGAACAACGGCAAGUGUAUCGACAAGAUCAACGCCUUCCACUGCCAGUGCCCCACAGGCUUCACUGGGAACCUUUGCCAGAUAGACAUCGACGAGUGUUCCAGCACGCCGUGCAAAAAUGGCGCCAAGUGCACAGACGGGCCCAACAAGUACACCUGCGAGUGCACUGAAGGUUACUCUGGGAGGCACUGUGAGACAGACAUCAACGAAUGCUUCUCAGAUCCAUGCCAUUAUGGCACCUGCAUCGACGGCCUGGCCUCCUUCAGCUGUCACUGCCACCCAGGAUACACGGGCAGGCUGUGUGAGACCAACAUCAAUGAGUGUCUGAGCCAGCCUUGCAGGAAUGGAGGCACCUGCCAGGACCGGGAGAACUCCUAUAUCUGCAGCUGCCCCAAGGGAACCACUGGGAUCAACUGUGAAAUCAACAUCGACGACUGCAAGAGCAAUCCCUGUGACUAUGGGACUUGCAUUGACAAGAUCAAUGGCUAUGAAUGUGCCUGUGAGCCAGGUUACACAGGUACCAUGUGUAACAUCAACAUCGAUGAGUGCGCUAUCAACCCCUGCCAUAAUGGUGGAACCUGUAUCGAUGGCAUCAACGGCUUCACCUGUGUGUGUCCGGAAGGUUACCAUGACACCAUCUGCCUCUCCCAGGUCAAUGAGUGCCUCAGCAAUCCCUGUAUCCACGGUCACUGUGAAGACAAGAUCAAUGGCUAUAAAUGCCUUUGUGAUUCUGGCUGGAGUGGCAAAAAUUGCGACAUCAACAACAAUGAGUGUGAAUCCAAUCCCUGCAUGAACGGAGGCACCUGCAAGGACAUGACCAGCGGAUACGUUUGCACCUGUUGCAUGGGCUUCACCGGACCAAACUGCCAGACCAACAUCAACGAAUGUGCCUCCAACCCCUGCCUCAACCAGGGGACUUGCAUUGAUGAUGUCGCAGGCUACAAGUGCAACUGCAUCCUGCCUUACACGGGAGAGAACUGUGAGACCUUGAUGGCACCAUGCAGCUCCAAACCCUGUAAGCAUGGAGGAGUUUGUCAGGAGUCAGGGGACUAUCAGAGCUUCUCCUGUGUCUGUCCUGAAGGAUGGCAAGGCCAAACAUGUGAGGUCGAUAUCAAAGAGUGUGUGAAGAAUCCCUGUCUCAAUGGAGCAACCUGUCAAAACACUUUGGGCAGUUACCGCUGUGGAUGUAAACCAGGCUACAGUGGACGCAACUGUGAAACCAACAUCGAUGACUGCAAACCAAAUCCCUGCAGUAAUGGAGGCCUCUGCAAGGACCAGGUUAACGGCUUCCUAUGCACUUGUCUGCCUGGCUUUCGGGGGACAAAAUGCGAAGAGGACAUCAAUGAGUGUGAGAGCAACCCUUGUAAGAAUGGAGCAAAUUGCACUGACUGUGUCAACAGCUACACCUGCACCUGUCCGGCUGGCUUCAGUGGGAUCCACUGUGAAAACAACACUCCUGACUGCACUGAGAGCUCUUGUUUUAAUGGUGGCACAUGCGUGGACGGCAUCAACGCCUUCACAUGUUUGUGCCCGCCGGGCUUCACUGGGAGCUACUGCCAGCAUGAUAUCAACGAGUGCGACUCUAAACCGUGUCUGAAUGGUGGAACCUGCCAGGACAGCUAUGGCACCUACAAGUGCACCUGUCCUCACGGGUACACCGGACUCAACUGUCAGAACUUGGUUCGUUGGUGCGACUCGUCACCCUGUAAGAACGGGGGAAAAUGCUGGCAGAUAGAAACCACUUACAGCUGCCAGUGUGAAACUGGGUGGACGGGACUUUAUUGUGAUGUCCCCAGUGUGUCCUGCGAGGUAGCAGCCAAGCAAAGAGGAGUUGAUGUUGCCCAUUUGUGCCGCAACUCUGGCCAGUGUCUGGACGCAGGAAACAUUCAUUACUGUCACUGCCAGAUUGGAUAUACCGGAAGUUACUGUGAGGAGCAGGUAGAUGAAUGCACCCCGAACCCCUGCCAGAAUGGAGCCACCUGUACCGACUUCUUGGGAGGAUACUCCUGCAAGUGCAUGCCAGGAUACGUGGGGACCAACUGCUCCGACGAGAUCAAUGAGUGCUUCUCUCAGCCGUGCCAGAACGGGGGCACCUGCAUUGACCUGAUCAAUACCUACAAAUGCUCCUGUCCCCGGGGAACCCAAGGUGUGCACUGUGAGAUCAACAUUGACGACUGCAACCCGUUCACUGACCCCGUCACCAAUGAGCCAAAGUGCUUCAACAAAGGGAAGUGCGUGGAUAAAGUAGGGGGCUACCACUGCAUAUGCCCUGCAGGAUACGUAGGAGAGCGCUGUGAGGGAGACGUCAAUGAGUGUCUGUCCAACCCGUGUGACCCGAGAGGAACACACAGCUGCAUCCAACUCACCAACAACUACCGCUGCGAGUGUCGCACUGGCUACACAGGUCAACGCUGUGACACAGUGUUUGAUGGGUGUAAGGGGAAACCAUGUCGUAAUGGAGGGACCUGUGCUGUCGCCAGUAACACCCCACAUGGCUUCAUCUGUAAAUGUCCUCCUGGUUUUACUGGCUCCACAUGUGAAUAUGACGCUCAGGCCUGUGGCAGCCUCCACUGCCGCAAUGGCGGUACCUGCAUCUCUGGCCACAAGAGCCCCAAAUGUCUGUGCACUGCGUCCUUCACCGGACCUGAGUGCCAGUAUCCCACCGACAGCCCCUGUAACUCCAACCCCUGCUACAAUGGCGGUACAUGUGAAUACACCACAGAGGCGCCGUUCUACCACUGCGUCUGUCCCACAAACUUCAACGGCCUCCGCUGCCACAUCCUGGAUUACAGCUUCCACGGAGGAUUUGGCACUGACAUUCCGCUUCCGCCGACAGAGGUGGAAGUCUUCUGUGACAUCCCGCAGUGCGAGGAAGCAAAACACAACAAGGUGUGCGAUGUGCUCUGUAACAACCAUGCGUGUGGCUGGGACAAUGGCGACUGCUCCCUCAACUUCAACUCUCCAUGGAAGAACUGUUCGGACUCGCUGCAGUGCUGGAGAUACUUCAGCGAUGGAAAGUGUGAUUCACAGUGUGACAACGCUGGUUGUCUCUAUGAUGGGUUUGACUGCCAGAAUCUGGAAAGACAGUGCAAUCCUCUCUAUGAUCAGUACUGUAAAGACCACUACGCUGAUGGCCACUGCGACCAGGGCUGCAACAACGCUGAGUGUGAGUGGGAUGGCCUGGACUGUGCCAAUAACAUGCCCGAGAAGCUGGCCCUGGGUCAGCUGGUGGUAGUGGUCCACAUCACCCCAGAGCAGCUCCUCAACAACUCCUUCGGCUUCCUGCGUGAGCUCAGCCGCGUUUUGCGCACCAACGUGAUCUUCCGAAGGGACUCCGAGGGUGAGAUGAUGGUUUACCCGUACUACGGGAAUGAACACGAGCUGAAGAAGUACGUGGUAAAGCGCUCAGUGGAUAUGUGGUCAGAGGCUACUGGAAAUGUGCUGAAUGUAGUGAAGAGGAGUCUAUAUCAUGUAACCGGCAGGGGCAGGAGGAUGAAGAGGGAAUUAGAUCAUCUACAGAUCAAAGGUUCAAUUGUACAUUUGGAGGUGGACAACCGUCAGUGCUUCCAGCAGUCCACUGAAUGUUUCCAGAGUACCAAUGAUGCUGCAGCUUUCCUUGGGGCUUUGGCCAGCAGUGGGAAACUGGAUGUUCCCUACACCAUUGAAGCUGUUUUUAGUGGAGUGGACCCCCAGCCUCCACAGGACUUCUACCCAAUCUACCUGGUCCUGGGCGGCGUAGGGAUACUGGCCUUCCUUGGAGUCGGUAUGGUGGCUGCCCGAAAGCGCCGCCACGAGCACGGUCGUCUCUGGCUCCCCGAGGGCUUCAAGACCACCGAGACCAGCAAGAAGAAGAGACGUGAGCCUGUCGGGGAGGAUUCAGUGGGAUUAAAGCCACUGAAAAACACCUCGGACAUUUCACUCAUGGAUGACGCCCAGAAUGAUUGGGAGGAAGAUGAACCUUCAGAUGCCAAACGCUUCAGGCAGUUUGAUGAGCAAGCUAUCUUGGAGGCAGGCGACCAGACGGACCACCGGCAGUGGACACAGCAACACCUGGACGCCGCUGACCUGCGUAUCCCCUCAAUCGCUCCCACACCCCCUCAGGGCGAUAUUGAGAACGACUGCAUGGAUGUCAAUGUGCGGGGACCAGAUGGAUUCACACCACUCAUGAUUGCAUCCUGCAGCGGCGGAGGUUUAGAGACAGGAAACAGUGAGGAAGAGGAAGACGCCUCUGCCAACGUUAUCAACGACUUCAUCUACCAGGGUGCUAAUCUGCAUAACCAGACUGACCGUACAGGUGAAACUGCCCUUCACCUCGCUGCCCGCUAUGCUCGUUCUGACGCCGCUAAACGCCUGCUUGAGGCCAGCGCUGACGCUAACAUCCAGGACAACAUGGGCAGGACACCUCUGCAUGCGGCUGUCGCUGCUGAUGCCCAAGGGGUGUUCCAGAUCCUGAUAAGGAACCGUGCCACAGACUUGGAUGCACGAAUGCAUGAUGGCACUACACCCCUGAUCUUGGCUGCCAGGCUGGCUGUGGAGGGCAUGGUGGAGGAACUCAUUAACUGUCAUGCUGACGUCAAUGCAGUUGAUGAUUUUGGUAAAUCAGCUCUUCACUGGGCUGCAGCUGUAAAUAAUGUGGAGGCUGCCAUUGUGCUUCUUAAGAACAGUGCCAACAAGGACAUGCAAAACAACAAGGAGGAAACCCCUCUGUUCUUGGCUGCCAGAGAAGGAAGCUAUGAGACUGCAAAGGUCUUACUGGAUCACUUUGCUAACAGGGAGAUAACUGACCACAUGGACCGCCUCCCCAGAGACAUUGCACAAGAGAGGAUGCACCAUGACAUUGUGCGCCUGAUGGAUGAGUACAACCUGGUCAGGAGUCCACAUAUGCAUGGAGCAUCCCUCAGCACCACGUUAUCCCCCCCUCUCUGCUCCCCUAAUGGCUACCUGGGUGGCAUGAAGCAGCCACAGCCUCAAGGUCAAGGUCAGAGUAAAAAAGCCCGCAAGCCCAGUGCCAAGGGGAUCGGCUGCAAGGAUGGCAAAGACAUGAAGGUGAAAAAGAAGAAUUCACAGGAUGGGAAGUCUGGGAACCUCCUGGACAGCUCAGCUGUUCUGUCACCGGUGGAUUCACUGGAGUCUCCACAUGGAUACGUCUCAGAUGUGGCCUCCCCACCCAUGAUGACCUCACCCUUUCAGCAGUCGCCUUCUGUUGCCCUGAACCACCUGCAAGGGAUGUCCGACCCCCAUCUCGCUGUGAACCACAUGGUAAUGCCAAACAAGCAGGAGCUGGCUCGGAUGCAGUUUGACCCACUUCCUCCUCGUCUCACCCAUCUGCCCGUGUCCGGCUCAAGCAGCCAAGGCGCCAUGAAUGGCCAGUGUGAUUGGCUGUCCAGGAUACACAGCAACAUGAGCCAGUCAGGCCAGUUCAACCCGAUGAGAGGAGCUCCAGGAGGUCAGGGAGGUCUGCACCAGGGAGGGCAGCACACCAUGAUGACUGCCCUCCAUAACGGCCACCCUUCCACCAGCCUGUCUCAGAUGAUGAACUACCAGGGGAUACAGAGCAGCAGAAUGGCCCCACAGACGCACAUCAUGCAGCAGCAGCAGACACAGACGCAGCAGAUGCAGCAAAUACAGAAUCUGCAGCAGCUACAACAGCAGCAACAACAGCAGCAGAGCAUCCAGCUGCAGCACCAGAACUCAAACACCAGUAGCAGCCAGAACUUCAUCAGUGGAGAGCUCAGCUCUCCAGAGCUCCAGCAGGGGGGCGGCAGCUCCAGUAUGCCCAUACACACCAUCCUGCCUCAGGAGACCCAGAUCAUGAGCCAAUCGAUGCCCAGCACACAGUUCCUCACCCCACCUUCCCAACACAGCUAUUCAGGCCCUAUGGACAACACCCCCAACCACCAGGUCCAGGUGCCCGACCACCCCUUUCUGACCCCCUCCCCCGGCUCCCCAGACCAGUGGUCAAGUUCAUCUCCUCAUUCCAACAUGUCUGACUGGUCAGAAGGCAUCUCAAGUCCACCAACGAGCAUGCAGUCUCAGAUCGGACAUAUACCUGAACAGUUUAAAUAAAGAAAGCUUGUAUCAUUACGCCCAGAUGAGCUGCUGUAUAUUUUUUUAAAUAAAAAAGGCACUCUUUGUGAAAAAAUAGAAAAAAGGGCAAAGCUGUAAACAUGACUUUUAUAUGCUUUUAUACUAACAGCAACACCUGUGUUUCAUCUGUUCUUUUUAUUUAUUAAUGCCUUAUUUAUACGCAUUGCCUGCUUACAGAAAUUUGGGGGAUCCAUGGUGCUGGGUCAUACGCAGGACUUUCAAAGUCCUUAGAGAGACUCUUUCUUUUUCUUUUAGUCAUUCUCAUCUGCAGUGAAGCAUAAGCAUACACACUGGGUAUUUAUUUUCUUAAGGACUUUUAGUAUUUGCUUUUUUCAUAUGAUUUCUCAAUCUUUGUUUAUAUUUUGUCAUUUUUGUAUAAUCUUGUUUAUAAAACCUUGUGAUUAUGGGGCAUUUUAUAGAGUAAAAUAUGAGUUUCAGUGUUAAGCCAAUUUGUUGUAAGUGUGGAAAUUGUCCAGUUAGUCAAUAAAACAUGCGUUGUUGUUAACAAAACACAUCAGCUGUGUUUCAUGCACAUGUUGAAGCUGUUUUCCCAUAUGUCUCCUUCUUGAAUACCAUGUGAUUCUUUUUUACACUUGCCGGAAUUUGUACAUUUGUUGAUCCAGUUGAACAACAUUAUGUUCUGCCGCUAGAGUUAAUUGCCUUCAUACUUAGAGAUGUGGGGGAGAUGUUGUACAGUAUUCAGCCAUCUUGGAGAUUGGCAGUUAAGGCAGGCUUGAGUGAUCUCUAAGUCCUGUGUCGUUGGAGAACUGGCCCGUCGGCCAAAGUGUAUGUUGUGGUUCAGAGGGAAAAAGGAAAACUGCAUUUCCCCUCUCCCUCCGAUUAGUUUGAGCCUAUGGCUGUGUUCUUUCUUUUUGUAAAUAUGUUAUGCACAUCCCUUGUAAGCAAGAUUUUGUUUAAGAAAUCUGAUGUCUUAAGCAUGCAAUGUUGAAGGUUUGCGUCGAAAGCCUCCUCAAUGUCAAACAGAACAGAAUAUAUAUUUUGUAUUUGAGGUCCCUAAUGCAUACAUAAAUUUGAAUUAUAUACAAAUAGAUACAAAAUGCUGUGUGACAGUUUUCUCAUAAAAAGGGAAAAUACAUAAAUAUUGAGAUUUUAUAAAUUUCUAUUUAUUUUGUGUUCUGUAUCACAUAAAAAUCUACUAAAGCAAACAUUUUUGCAUAUUAAUGUUUUGUUGAACAAGUUAAAAAAAAUUGUUGGCAAAGUUCUCAGUUGUGUCCACAUGAUGCUUUGUGAGCCUCCCUGCUUUAGUUCACAAAAUGUCUUUAUUUCAGAAAAAAUUAUUAGGUCCUAGUGAAAUUGUAAUAGCUGCAAAUGCAUCCUUCCUCUUACAAAGUUCUAAUUUUUAAUAAAUGUAUUUCCUUUUUUCUUUCUUGAUUCUUAAAAUGUUUCUUGUCAUAAUAAAGGGCACUUUUGUGUCUUGAACCUAAGAGGACUGUCUUUCUUUUUCCUUGAAUUUCUUAAGACUUCCAAAGACCAACAAUAUACUUAGUACAACCC